Molecule: messenger RNA, 4137 nt
Organism: Heteronotia binoei (common prickly gecko)
Lineage: Eukaryota; Metazoa; Chordata; Lepidosauria; Squamata; Gekkonidae
Gene: FAM135B
Product: family with sequence similarity 135 member B
Exons: 21
Coding region: 126-4097 (1323 amino acids)
Source: RefSeq, a predicted model, not a curated record
AUGAGCCGCAGUAACUGCUAUGCUGUCGUCUUCCAGAGGAUGGACAGAUAGAAAAACAAGGGAGAGCGGAAGACGGUGCACUGCAGUGGAGCCCAGGAGACGGCAGGUGAUGACCUGAAAACAUCAUGACGGAGGUCCAGGGCACUGUCGAGUUUUCAGUGGAGCUACACAAAUUCCAUAAUGUGGAUCUCUUCCAGAGAGGAUAUUAUCUGCUGCAUGCAAGUCUGAGAGCCCCGCCCAGGAUCCCACACCGAUUGUCAACCACAGUUGUGGAACAAACAGACGAAGCCAUCCUUCGCUCAGCCUGCGUCCACGAGAACAGCGUCUACAGCAGAGUGUUCCAGAUCCUGUACAGAAAUGAAGAGAUUGUCAUCAACGAAUGCAUGAAUUUCAAAGUCCACCUUCUUUUGGAUGGCGAAAGGGUUGAAGAGGCAUUAAGUGAAGCAGAUUUUCAACUCAAGCUGGACCUGCUCUUUACAGACAGUGAGCAACAGCUGAGAGAUGUCUCGUCGGUCCCUGUGAUCAGCAGCCGCACGUUGGGGCUUCACUUCCACCCCAGGCGGGGCCUGCACCACCAGGUCCCUGUCAUGUUCGACUACUUCCACCUGUCUGCGAUCUCCGUGACGGUGCAUGCCUCUCUGGUGGCUUUACACCAACCUCUAAUCAGCUUUGCUCGUCCAGGGAAAGGUUCAUGGCUUGGGAAAGGCAGCUUGGAAACAGGCCCGGAUCCAACUGGGAUGUCGCUUGAAAAUCUGGUGUUUGGCGCCGGUUACUGCAAGCCUGCCGCUUCAGAGGGCAGCUUUUACGCACCCUCUGAGAACUGCAUGCAGCAUGCCCACAAGUGGCAUAAAGACCUCUGCCUCCUGCUGCUGAACGCCUACCAAGGCCUCCGCGUGUACUACGGCAUCCUCGCAAAGGAGAUCCCCAGUUUACCACAGCUGACGUUAGAGGAUCUUGCCGUGGAAGAGACGCUGUCCCAACUCUCUGCUGAGGUUCAGAUGCUGAAUAACCCAGAGAAGAUAGCAGAGCAGAUCAGCAAAGAUCUCACCUGGCUUUGCUCUCACCUUUUGGCGCUCUGGACCCAGUUUCUGGAGGGAGUAACCCUGCAUCCUGAAGUCACAGCCUAUCUCGUUCAGGAGCACCACACUCUAAGGGUAAGAAGAUUCUCAGAGGCUUUCUUUUAUACUGAGCAGGAAAAGUCGGCUGGGUUGACUUUUCAGGAAAGCCUCAUCCAGCAACACAGUCAGGUUUCUACAGAAGUCCGGAACUCUGAGUACCUCACCAGCAUGCCACCCUUACCUGUAGAGUGCCUCGACAUUGAUGGAGACUGGAGCACGCUGCCAAUCAUUUUUGAAGACAGAUAUGUCGAUUUUCCUUACAAAGUUCAGGGCUUAGACGUUUUGUCGAACUAUGCGGUUUCCGCUGUAGACGAUUCACAAGUGGACUUAGUGGAGAAAAACAAGACGCCCUCUUCAGAUGAUAACACUGAACUAGCAAAAGAAGUCUUCGCAACAGAUACCCCGUUCAUCAUCCACACGGACAGGAUAAAUAGGAAAUCGAUGUUUACUUGCAGCUAUCCAGAAGAAAAUGCCAGCGUGGCUGAGGGUUUCAAGGACCGUACUGCAACUCAGGUAUCUGCAACGAAUGGAGACAUCCACGCCCCUGAACACCUUUCAGCCCCAAUUAGCAAUGUUCUAUCAGGUUUGCAAUCAGAUCUCUUGAAAAAUUCUGCAGAAGGUUUGACACCCAUGGAGUUUUCUGAAAACAAUAAACAUGCAACAGGAGAGACAUUUUUGAAGGGAAACCCAGCUUGUAGUGGUCUCCAUGAAGAAGCACCAGUACUAGUCAUGACAACUCUCUAUAAUGGUGACCACUGUAUACCACACAAACUUUGGGAGAGGACUGAAUUGAGCCAAACAGCUAAGCAUUGUGGGUCUACGCUCCCCUCAGAUGAACUCACAUAUAAUGAACAGAACGGCCUUGAGGAAGCAGUAGAUCCAGGUGGGGAGGACAUAUUGCCAGCCUUGAGCACGUUUGAUAUAAAUGUUCAUUUUGACACACUGAGCCAAACAGAAGAUGUUGAAAAGACAAACUCUUAUCAGAAGGAGCAAAAAAUCCCGGACUGUGAAGAAUUUAGUUUGACUUCAGGGGCCAUCAAGAGAUCUUCAUCACUAAUCUCUGACUCAGGAAUCGAAAGCGAGCCCAGUUCGGUAGCUUGGUCUGACGUACGGAGCAAGGCCUUGGAGUUACCGAGUGACCGGGAGAUCCUCCACCAUCUUGUCAGAAGACAUGCAAUCCACCGGAACUCUCUGGAAGGUGGGCACACGGAAAGCAAUACAAGUCUGCCCAGCGGCAUACAGGCCUCACUCACCUCAAUCAGCUCCUUGCCGUAUGAGGAGGAAGAGAGGGAGGUCGAACCUAACAAGCUGACCAAAUCAAUUUCUGCUCCUCAGAUCAGUAGUCCUGAGGGGUCUCUAGAGGAUAAGGAUAUCUCCAAACAUGCAAAAACUGCCUCAGACCUUACAGAAGGACCAUACAUGGAAAUAAGAUACCCCAGUACAGCAUUAAUGGGAAGUAUUUCUGGCUGUCAAGAUGAUAGAGAAAGUGAUGGGUCAUACGCGGCACAGUUCACCUCAACGAGUAUGAGGGAGGAGAAUAAUUCGCAUAGAAGUCGGUAUUUUGGAAAUGAAAAGCCUUUCUCACACGAUGGGGAUCUCCCUUCCUUGUCGGAGUUGGUGUCCCAAGACGUCUCCCCAAAGGAUUCCUGUGGUAGUCCUGUUACCAAUGGCAGCUUGACGCCAUGCAAUUUGGAAACACCUGCCUUUCAAGAAAUUGAACUGGGCCAUAGGUUCGGAAUCGAACCGUACUCUGCUGAACCAGAAAAAGGAGACCUCAGAAUGUUGGCCAACGGCCACUCUGUCUUGCCAGAAGCAUUGGUUCUUGAGAGCAAAAAGGCUGUUGAGGCGGUCAAUUUGUCUGUUUCUUGCACGGCCACGUGCCUUCCCUUUUCUUCUAUUCUUAAAGAUUCUCCGCCCAUGACUGGUUUUUCCUCCAAGCAGGCCAAUUCUCCCAUCACCCACCAACCGAUGGGUUCCUUUGGAGUCAUCUCUUAUGAGUCCAGAGAUACUGAUGAAGAAGUCAAUGAAAGAAUGCUUAGUUUUUAUCAGGCCAAAGAAGAAUUUAAAAAAGAAAUGAAGAUUGAAGGAUUUCUGUACAGUGAUCUACCUGCCCUGGCUUCGGAUGUCCCAUAUUUUCCACCAGAGGAAGAGGAAGAGAAUUUGGAAGAAGGAAUUCACCUAGUUAUCUGUGUCCACGGGCUGGAUGGUAAUAGCGCAGAUCUUCGGCUGGUCAAAACGUUCAUUGAAUUGGGUCUUCCUGGUGGAAAGCUUGACUUCCUGAUGUCUGAACGGAACCAGACGGAUACGUUUGCUGACUUUGAUACAAUGACCGACCGAUUGCUGGAUGAGAUUAUUCAGCACAUUCAGUUGUACAAUCUGUCCAUCUCACGCAUAAGCUUUAUCGGGCACUCCCUUGGCAAUGUCAUCAUUCGUUCAGUACUAACUCGGCCCAGAUUUCGCUAUUACCUCAACAAGCUGCACACCUUCCUGUCGCUGUCAGGGCCUCACUUAGGAACCCUUUACAACAACAGUACUCUGGUCAGUACAGGCUUGUGGCUCAUGCAGAAGCUGAAGAAGUCUGGGUCGCUGCUGCAGCUGACCUUUAGGGACAAUACAGAUCUGCGAAAGUGUUUCCUCUAUCAGCUGAGCCAAAAAACAGGUCUUCAGUAUUUCAAAAAUGUAGUUCUGGUCGCCUCACCCCAGGACCGCUACGUACCGUUUCAUUCUGCGAGAAUAGAAAUGUGUCGAUCUGCACUGAAAGACAGACAUACAGGUCCCGUUUAUGCCGAGAUGAUCAACAAUCUCCUCCGGCCAGUCAUCGGGGCCAAAGACUGCACUUUAAUCCGUCAUGACGUCUUUCAUGCUCUGCCAAACACAGCCAACACGUUGAUCGGGCGGGCCGCUCACAUCGCGGUGCUGGACUCGGAACUGUUCUUGGAGAAAUUUUUCCUGGUGGCAGGACUCAACUAUUUCAAGUAGCGCUGCAAGCCUAAAGGAAACAAUGCAAGCUGAACGCGGA